This is a messenger RNA of Histoplasma mississippiense, 2175 nucleotides long. RefSeq lists its product with no specific name. Bases 1 to 2175 code for a protein of 724 amino acids. NCBI's taxonomy places the organism in Eukaryota, Fungi, Ascomycota, Eurotiomycetes, Onygenales, Ajellomycetaceae. The record is from RefSeq and is a predicted model, not a curated record. The transcript is spliced from 4 exons. Gene Ontology annotation, molecular function: protein binding.
AUGCUAUAUGGCAGACUCUCGGGAGCUUUCCUGGCGCAGAGUAUUACUGGGAAUGGAUCCGAAUGUAGAAGUAUUUCCACCUCAAGGUUCGAUAAACGUUCACCGGGUGGUGGAGGACGCGCUACGCGAUUAAGAUCAGACUCCAGACCUCGUACCCCAUCCUUGAAGACGACUGGCUACUUAAAGCUUGGCGGAAAGGAGGAGGAACUCGUUGAAGCAGAUCUCGUUGGGGACUCAGGGAUAGGUGUUGAAGGGAAACUAAAGCCAGAAGAGAAAAGAGUGUGGAGACCUACGGUGUCAAAGAAGGCAAUCGAUAUUGAAUUGGAGUGGGCAAGGGAUCGGGUAGUUUUGUCAAAGCGAGUGGCACAGAUCCUUAACAAAGGAGACCUCGAGAAGGCGGUUGCAUUAGUGCGAACCGCACAGUCGAGAGGCUAUGAUUGUAUGGUUGCUUGGAACGUGCUAUUUGACCAUGAGAUGAAAAAUGACAGACCGGUUGCGGCUUUCAAGCUUUAUAACGAUCCAUCUGUCCUACAUGUCAAUGCGGUUUUGGGCGUGUGCUCCCGGCAUGGCAAUAUGGAUGCCUUGUGGGAAGUGGCUGGGUCGCUUCCUGAACGUGGUGACGGAGCUCCUGACUCAAGGACUUUUACCAUUGUUCUCAACGGCCUUCAGGCACAUACAGCUAACGAAACCAAGAACCUUAAUCCUCGCAGCCAAGUAGAUGGCAUUGCGGAGAAGAAAGCAUUGGCAGUACGGGAAGGGAAAAGAAUAUGGGCUGAUGUGGUACGCCGUUGGAGAGCGGGCGACUUCAUUGUCGAUCAACCUCUCGUAUCUGCAAUGGGGCGUUUGCUUCUUUUCGGCCGACGAAAACGUGAUUGCCUUGACGUGUUCGCCUUACUGCACCAAACGAUGGAUGUUCCUUUGCUUGAAGGUGUGGAUACGCAACUUGAAGCACCCAGAACUAGAGAGCAAAAUAAAAUGACAGCGCAAGAGUUGGCGGUGGGGAAACAAGAGUCUAGUGCUGAAAGUCCCGAGCUGGAGAGGGUGUCAAUGGGCAAUGAUGAAAUGAACCGUGCUCAGAAGGAGGAGCCGGAACCAUUGCCCGAAAAGCAGGAACUGGCAUCUGAAGGAUUAGGACUUCCAGCCGAAGAAGUCGAACAGUUAAAUGAAGAGCCGGAACCAUUGUCAGAAACCGAAGAGUUCAAAUACCUAUUCAAGCCGGUAGACCUCUCACAGAUCCACAAAAAUGCGCAAACGAGAACGAGAACGAAAUCUCGCCGUUUACAAAUCACUCUCCCUACUCCUACGAACGAUGAAUUAUCCUUGGUUUUAUCAGCUUGCCGAACAACACCAAACGGAAUUGCCAUUGGCCGGGCGUACUGGGAAUUUUUCACAUCUGGACCUAAACAAUCCAUGAUAAAGCCAGAUACACAUUCAUUCCACGAAUACCUGCGUCUUCUGCGGGUUGCUCGCUCCAGCACUGAAGCUCUUCACAUUAUUAAAAAUAUGUUACCUAGACCCGACAUGGUUGCGCGCAAAACCUUCGUCAUCGCGAUAAGCUGUUGCUCUCGCGAUCGAAAGAAUCCACACGUUCUCGAAACAGCUGGCGAGCUGAUUGGGCUUAUGGAUACAGCUCUCAUGCAGCCGGAGCCUGAGAUUCUCUCCAAGUACCUGGAACUUGUCAGGUACGGCAUUUCGGAAGAAAGUAUCAGGGAAUCCGUUCCCAUCCUGGCGCGUGUGUCUGAUACGAAGACUUCUGAUAUGGUGUUCAAGACGAGAAUAUUGAACGCUAUUGACGCACUGCGGUCGCAGGUUGACAAACUGAUAUCGUUACUGGCCUACGCGACGCUUUCUAAGCAUGGCAAAGACGCGGACGAGGGGGAAAGGGUCAAGGCUGCAUCAGACCGAGUUUCUGAGGGCUGUUGGCCAUUCUCUCGUCCCUAUUUACCUUCAUUCGAGGAAUCGGUCUAUAUCCUGAAGCAGGCCAAACAGCUAAAUGAGCUCGCCCGCAAGGAGAGGACGCUCAGCGCUGAAGAGCGGAGUGUGCUGGAAACCGAAAACAAGCGUCUGAAAAACAUUCUCAAUCCAAAUCGGAAACUUGGGCCUAGUAAUAUACAGCAGUGUCCAUCUGAACUAUCUGGCUGUAUGCAACGGCAAGCCUCCGAAACUGUUGCGUAG